Saitoella complicata NRRL Y-17804 is the source of this 1698-nucleotide messenger RNA. Its product is annotated as Dehydroquinate synthase-like protein. Gene Ontology annotation, biological process: antibiotic biosynthetic process. Lineage: Eukaryota; Fungi; Ascomycota; Saitoellomycetes; Saitoellales; Saitoellaceae. The record is from RefSeq and is a predicted model, not a curated record. The transcript has a single exon. Bases 1 to 1698 code for a protein of 565 amino acids. Gene Ontology annotation, molecular function: 3-dehydroquinate synthase activity.
AUGUCGGCUCAACCCGCUACCAGCUUCAACAAUAACCAGGCGAGCUUGGAUUCGCAUAUCCGCCCCUUCGAGAAAUCGGCUUCGAAUAACACUCUGUCCUCUGUCGUCGAGGAUGCGGCCACUCCUCCGCUCUCCACCUCCUCUUUCUCCAAGCACCUCCCUCUCCUUCACUCCGCAGCCUUGAAACCCGACUUCCGCCGCGGUUCAGGUGAUUCCGGAUACGACGAGGGCUCAUCCUCCCCAUCCCCCCUCGCCACACCCGACCUCGCUCCGUCCGUUGCUUCCGGUACCGGUUCUGGUGCAGAGUCUCCUGUCUCGUUGGACGAGUUCUCGUUCGGGCAUAAAUUGCGUGCGGAAGACCGCGCGGAGCACCACGGCGUCGACCAAAAAAUCAACCUUGCCGGCCUCAAUGGUCUCGAUAUCGGUGGUGUCACGGGUCUCGAGACCGGGUCGUUCGUCGCGAGCGCGAUGAUGCCGAUUAGGUAUGAGAUUAAAUGCGUUGAUGGCAUUCUCGAUACUUCCAACACGGACUUGUUGGUUGGGAUUGAUUGCUCUGUCUUUCCCGUUAUGAUGAAGCCUUACACUGGUGAACCUGUGGGUCGUCGUUUGGUGAUUGUCGAUAAUAAUGUGUAUGCGUUGUACGGCGACAAAAUCAAGGCAUACUUUGACCACCACGGCGUCGAAUCUCACAUUCACCCCCUCCGCGCCUCCGAGAACACGAAAGAAUUCGACUCCGUCCAGGAAUUGCUCCAGCAGUUCAAGAAUUUCGAUAUUGAUCGCCGUAAUGAGCCGAUUAUCGCUGUCGGUGGUGGAGUUACGUUGGAUAUCUGCUCCCUUGCCGCCAACUUGUGGCGUCGUAACACGCCUGUCGUUAAAGUCCCCACGACCCUCAUCGGCAUGGUCGAUGCCGGUGUCGGUGUCAAGACCGCCGUUAACUGGUGCGGAGGCAAGAACAAGAUCGGGACCUAUUGCGCCCCCCUCGGUGUCUUUGUCGAUGCUGAGCAGUUCCUCGGAUCUACUGGUGGCCGUGGUGUCGGAAAUGGGAUGGGCGAGAUCUUGAAGAUGGCUUGUGUCAAGGAUGUAGAGUUGUUCGAGUUGAUGGAGGGGUGGGUCGCCGCGAAGCCCGAAAUCGAGGGACGUGCGCCGACGAGUAUGAUCAUGAAGAGGGCAAUUCAGGGGAUGUUGGAGGAGCUCUCUCCGAACCUCUUUGAGCACACGCUUUACCGUGUUGUUGAUUACGGACACACAUUUUCCCCCUUUGUCGAGAUGGAUGCGUUGGAGACGAAUAAGCCUUUGUUGCACGGUGAGGCUGUUAACCUCGAUAUGGCUCUUUCGACCAUGCUUGCCCAUAACCGCGGAUGGCUUUACCCUGCCUCGGCCUCGCACUCUUUCUCCCUCGUCCGCCGGACUUACGCGCUCAUGUCCGCCCUCGGCCUCCCCCUCCGUCACGCCUCCUUCACCGCAGACAACUGCAUCACAGCCCUCGGCGAAAUCGAGAAAGCCCGUGGUGGACGCGUCAGGGUUCCGUUGAUGUCUGGAGGAAUUGGAAUGACGAGGUUCGCGGAUGAUGUUUGUGAGGACGAGGUUAGGAGGGCUUGGGAGGAUAUGUGUGAGCUGGUUGGGGAGAUGGAGAGCAAUGGGGAGUUGAUGGGACAGUUUGGGGCUGAGGGACAAGUCACGGAGGGACCGUUGGAGUAG